AUGUCGGCCGACACUUUUGUUGAAGUCAGUGGAGCAGGGAAGAAGUUAGCAGAGAAGAGUGUCGCCACCAAAUUUGCCAUAGACUUCUUGGCCGGAGGUGCAUCAGCUGCUUUGGCUAGGACUAUUGUGGCCCCGAUUGACAGAGUGAAGUUGCUGUUACAGCUGCAGGUUGGUUUACCUUCUUUAAAACUAUAUUUGAUUUAGCACGCUCAACAAACAAUCGCUGAAGACAAACGCUACAAGGGUAUCGUGGACUGUUUCGUACGGGUAUUCAAGGAACAAGGUCCAGUUACCUUCUGGAGAGGGAACGGUGUCAAUGUCAUCAGAAUCUUCCCUCAACAAGCUCUCAACUUUGCUUUCAAAGACGCGUACAAAUUAGGGUUUAACAAAGUAAGGACAAAGUUAAAUAUUUUUUAUCAAAAUUAAGUUUCAAUUCGUCAAUAAUAUUUUAGGAUGUAGACAAAAAAACUCACUUCUGGAGAUUCUUUGCGGGUAACCUACUGUCAGGUGGCUUUGCUGGUGCCACUUCCCUUUGUUUUAUUUAUCCCUUGGACUUUGCACGUACUCGACUGGCUACAGACAUUGGAAAAGGAGACUCCCGAGAGUUUAGAGGAUUCAGUCACUGUGUCUCAUCGAUUGUUAAAAAAGACGGCAUUAAGGGACUCUACAGAGGCUUCAGCUCUUCCGUACAAGGCAUCUUUAUCUACCGGUAG
Molecule: messenger RNA, 713 nt
Organism: Bursaphelenchus okinawaensis
Lineage: Eukaryota; Metazoa; Nematoda; Chromadorea; Rhabditida; Aphelenchoididae
Source: the annotation of a GenBank genome assembly